UGUAUGAUAUUGUGACGCUUUCGUGUUGUCAGCUAACCUUACAAAUGCCUGGGCCAUACACCCAGAAAGCAAUUGACAUCAUAAAUAAGGCAACGCACGAGGACACAGCAAAGAACUAUCAAGAAGCGUUCAACCUAUAUCAGACUGGAGUUGAGUAUUUCCUUCAUGCCAUCAAAUAUGAGUGUCCCUCAAAAGAUAUAAAAGAUAAUCUGAGGAAGAAGUGCGACCAGUAUCUGGAACGAGCGGAGAAAAUAAAAGAGUAUCUGAAUGGAAAAGACACCAAAAAGAAGCCAGUCAAAGAUGGAAGCUCACACAAUAAUAAAGACAAGAAUGGUGGCAGUGACAGCGAAGACGAAGAGUCGAAGAAGUUUCAGGACAAAAUAUCGGGAACUAUUCUGAUUGAGAAGCCGAAUGUCAAGUGGAGCGAUGUCGCGGGACUGGAGACUGCGAAAGACGCCCUGAAGGAGGCUGUCAUUUUCCCUGUCAAGUAUCCACAGCUAUUUGUCGGAAAGAGAAAACCGUGGCGUGGUAUUUUGCUGUUCGGGCCUCCGGGAACGGGGAAAUCGUUUCUGGCAAAAGCAGUGGCAACUGAGGCCGACAACUCCACCUUCCUCUCAGUCAGAUCUUCUGAUCUGGUUUCCAAGUGGCUCGGAGAGUCUGAAAAGCUUGUGAAGAACAUGUUCGAGUUGGCUCGACAAAGGAAGCCGGCAAUCAUCUUCAUAGACGAAGUGGACUCCCUGUGCAGCUCCCGAAGUGACAACGAAUCGGAGUCGGCUAGACGAAUCAAGACCGAGUUCCUCACCCAAAUGGACGGAGUGGGAGCCGACACAGACCAGAUUCUGGUGCUAGGAGCCACCAAUCUGCCCUGGGCUCUGGAUUCGGCCAUCCAGCGCCGGUUUGAGAAGCGAAUCUACAUCCCGCUUCCAGAGGCUCCCGCCAGGACAGCCAUGUUUAAAUUACAUCUGGGAGAUACACCGUGUGAUGCGACAGAGAAAGACUUCAAGAAAUUGGGCGAUAAUUCUGCAGGUUACUCGGGCGCAGACAUUGGAAUUGUAGUGCGAGAAGCCCUAAUGCAGCCGGUGCGGAAGGUGCACCAGGCUACCCACUUCAAAAAAGUAUCGGGACCUUCGCGAUUGGACCCAGACGUCUACUUGCACGAUUUGCUCACGCCCUGCUCACCGGGGGAUCCAAAUGCUCUCGAGAUGAAGUGGACAGAAGUACCUGGAGACAAGCUGAAGGAGCCAAUCGUGACCAUGGAGGACUUGGAGAGAUCGCUGAAGACUAUUAGACCCUCGGUCAGUGCGGAUGGCAUCCAGGAACAUCUUAAAUUCCUUUCGGAGAAAGGGGUUGAAGGCUAAAAUCAACAGAGGCUGAACAUGUUGAUCAACGAAAUAACUGUCGAGGACAUUGAUUACUGGAUAAAUACCAUGUAAAUUGAUUGACCCUGAAAUGAUAAGCUGGCCCUUGUUUGAACUGUGUAAAUGAAGGAUUUAGUUUGUCACCACUAAGCAUUCUAUAUUUCAUACUUCAUUUAAGCUCAAUGUACAAUUAUAAUAAGUUAUUAGUGUAGAGAUGAAUUUGAGAGUUAAAAAACCUUAACAUUUUUUCGACUUCUUAAUUUAAAUUGCAUAAAUACA
Messenger RNA from Symsagittifera roscoffensis, 1637 nucleotides. RefSeq names its product vacuolar protein sorting-associated protein 4-like. The record is from RefSeq and is a predicted model, not a curated record. Gene Ontology annotation, biological process: vacuole organization; endosomal transport. Gene Ontology annotation, molecular function: ATP binding; ATP hydrolysis activity. Bases 45 to 1358 code for a protein of 437 amino acids. Lineage: Eukaryota; Metazoa; Xenacoelomorpha; Acoela; Convolutidae. The transcript is spliced from 6 exons.